Molecule: messenger RNA, 2265 nt
Organism: Conger conger (European conger)
Lineage: Eukaryota; Metazoa; Chordata; Actinopteri; Anguilliformes; Congridae
Gene: trmt10c
Product: tRNA methyltransferase 10C, mitochondrial RNase P subunit
Exons: 2
Coding region: 322-1710 (462 amino acids)
Biological process (GO): mitochondrial tRNA 5'-end processing; positive regulation of mitochondrial translation
Cellular component (GO): nucleoplasm; nucleus; mitochondrion
Molecular function (GO): tRNA binding
Source: RefSeq, a predicted model, not a curated record
UAAUGUUAGCAAUGUGUCCCUUUUACGUUUUGAAAUGAAUCCUUAUACUGACAGUUUAUUCUAAUCUUAUGCAUUCAAAGUCACGACCAAAACUUGUGUUCACGCGGGCCAUUGUUCAUUUAAAUUUGUCAGAAUUUUAAGCAUUUAAUUUUCAAUGACGUUCAAAAUCUAAGUCUAAGUUUCAUCACGGCUGGAAAAGGGUGAAGUACCUAACUCAACACGACCUUUCUGCGAAGCAUGCCGAGUGGAAGAGUGAGCUGAAAUUUCCCCUUAAAGUCUUGAAGUCUUCAAUGAAUGCAGUCGUUGCGAAUAUAGUGUCUAAUGAUGAGACUACCCAAAGCAUCGUUGGUAAAACUACUGUGGCGGAACUGCAACUUCAGUACAGCAGUCCGAGUGGGAAAACACUGCAGGUGGCAGACACCAAUCUGCGGUUUCCCACCCUUUCAAACCCGAACAUUAUGCACUACGUUAGUGACUAGGAAAGAGAGCGACCAGGCUAAUGAGAAGCUUAACCUGGACAUAUGGAAGUCUGUGAUGAUGUCACCCGGUCCCCAGGAGGAGAAAGGGAAGGAGGAGGAAGCUCUCGGAGAGUCGGGAGAGGAAGCAGAGUGUUCCCCGCUGGCUGCCACCCGCGAAAUGGUGGAAAUGAUGCGGCAGGCCGGGAGAAAUGUCCCAGAGCAUUUGAGUGACAACGACCUUCUGUCACUCCAAGAGCAUACUACGAAAACUGCAAGGAAGAAGUUUCUCAAGUUCCUGGCUCUUAAGGAGAGCUACAAAAAGGCCCGGAAGCAGGAAAAGGAGAAGAGGAAGAGUGAAUCCCAGCCACAAGAGGAAGAGGAAGAGGAAGCUAGAGUGAGUUUGAACUCCUAUUUGAUCACGAAGCGGGGCCGCUAUUUAAACUCCGGAUGCAAAUGGAGGGCUGCCCAGGCUAUGCUUUUUGGGCAGUCGCUGGUGUUUGAUAUGAGCUACGAGGCGGUCAUGAACCAGAGGGAGCUGAGUAACACAAUCAGCCAGCUGCAGGAGUGCCUCACCUGGAACAAAAGAUCCCUCGAGCCCUUCCACAUUCACUUCUGCAACCUGCAGCCCAAUUCUGGCUACAAACGGGAGCUGACAAGCAGGUAUGGGGACUCCUGGGAUAACCUCCUGAUCACUGCCACUGAGCAGAGGCAUGUGGACAUGUUUCCCCACAAACAACUGGUUUAUCUGACCGCAGACUCCCCGAAUGUGCUCCGGUCCUUUGACCACAACAAGGUUUACAUUGUGGGCGCCCUAGUUGACAAAGCGGACCAGUCCUCUGUCUCGCUGACUAAUGCCAAGCGACUCAAAUUAGACACUGCCCGCUUUCCCUUGGACCACUUCCUUCAGUGGGACUCGGGCGCCAAGAACCUGACGCUGGACCAAGUUAUGCGCAUCUUACUGACGCUGAGGGACACUGGGAAGUGGGAACAAGCGCUUGAGUUUGUCCCCAAGAGAAAACACAGUGGAUUCUACCCGAAAAACCUGGUAGAGGGUCCUGUGAAAAUGUUCACUGAUGUAGCCAGAAUGAAGUUUAAGAAACGGGCAAAAAAAUUUACUUUCAGUGAAACUGGCUCCGUCAGAGAUGCCGGACACAAGCCCCUCACUCAGCCGGGGGUACGAAACGUUUUCAAACCCAAACAAUUCAUGGAGCCUGAUGGCAAAGCAAAGGGCAGGAAGAACUGGGGGGGGUAACCAUAAAACAACAGAUGUGCACAAAGAACAGCCUUUAAAAGACUUUCUCUCAAGAAGGCAUGUUGCAUUAUCAUUGUGGAAUAUGUUAAGGCCUAUGUAAAUGUAUGUUGCUCAUAGAGACCUUUGUUAAACUGCAACACUUCUUUACUCGUUAGUUCACAUUGUAUUCAUUACUACUGUGAUGCAGCGGCGAUGUCAUGCAUUUCCGUCGACCGAAACCGCCAUGAUGAUUCGGCAGAUGCUGAGUAGAAUUUUGAUUAAAUAUGUGGACUCUGCCCAAUUGUAACAAUGUGGUAUAAUCUGUCUUGCCCUAAGAAGAAAUUAUUCGUAGGGAAAUGAUGUGUGACCUGUGCUUUGUAUGUCAAAAGGAAGUUCUUGCCUUGAAUUACAGCCUCUAAUAAAUCUAAUGAAUUAAUCCAUUCCCUAAAAUGCCAGAAAGGGCAGCUUUAUCCUGGAGAGUACAGUCCAGUAUAUACCUUUUGUGUCCACAUGAGGGAGCCCUUGUCUUGUUUACAUAAAUCAGGGCUCUGACGUUCCGGAGGUCUGCUGUUUCUA